Malaya genurostris is the source of this 3132-nucleotide messenger RNA. Its product is annotated as transient receptor potential cation channel protein painless-like. Gene Ontology annotation, biological process: monoatomic ion transport; transmembrane transport. NCBI's taxonomy places the organism in Eukaryota, Metazoa, Arthropoda, Insecta, Diptera, Culicidae. The transcript is spliced from 2 exons. The record is from RefSeq and is a predicted model, not a curated record. Gene Ontology annotation, cellular component: membrane. Gene Ontology annotation, molecular function: protein binding; monoatomic ion channel activity. The coding region runs from base 19 to 2940 and encodes 973 amino acids.
AUUAUCAACGCAACAGAAAUGCAACAGGGUUUACCGGAACUUCGUAGUCUACUGCAGGGUCCACGGAUCGAUUCUCUGCGCGGAUUGAUUGCGGAGAUAGAGGGGUGGCAGUUAAACAACAAAACCAUCCCGGUACCGAAAACUUUUCUUUCCCAUGCGAAGCUUCAUCCUUUGUUCCAGAAAAUGCUGGAAAACAUCAUCAAGUAUCGUGCAUACCUGGAACUUUUCAUAACCCAUUUCAACGCCGCAAACGAAGGAAUCGCUCCACACCAGAACACCCCACUUCAUUACGCAGCCGAAGCAGUGAAUGUAGACUUCAUGAAGUGGUUGCUAAUCCAGUCCAACCUAGAGCCCGAUGUGAACAGUCGCAAUAAGCAGCGCCAAACGGCUCUGUUUCUACUGUGCGAACAAUACGACAUUCGAGUGAAUAAUUCAAAGUUCAAAAAACGGGCGCUAAGUGUUGUCAAAGCUUACGACAUCAACACCGAAGACGUCUGUCAAUGCAUUCUGUUGCUUUUGGAUCAUGGGGCAAGCUUUAACAUUUGCAACGAUUACCUCCAGCUGCCAUUUGAACUUUUGAUUCGUAACACCUCGAGGGAGAACCAGAAUCCGUUUAUCGAGGAGUGCCGAAGCCGAUUCGCGAGUGGCAUUGCAAUUAGCGAAGUCCACGGAGGAGGAGCACGAGUGGUAGGGUUUUACCAGGACUCACCGCCAGUCACGGUUACCGUGGAGCUCUUGGAGAUAUACCUAAGAUUUGGGGAGAAGGAAAAAUUCUCCGCUGAGAUGGCACACUUCAAUGUAAAUGCGAGUAAUGUUAAAACAGUUAUCAAACUAUUGUUGCACAUUGCUGUGGAACUUGACUUGGAGUUCUACGUGAGAAAGAUACUGGACCGAGCGAAUAGGAUAAUUUUUCAAGUUGAAAGAAAAUAUAAUCGUACGGAGGCCGAAGAUGAUAGUAAAUCAUUGGAGCUCAGGCUCACACACCGUUUAGAGCUGAAAGGUCUGCUGAAAAAGGCAUGCCAGGCCGGUAACGUGAGGACGUUGAGACUUCUACUGAACCAAAUAACCGACAGUGAGUUGAUCAAUGAUGAUCCGAUUUUGGUAAUUACUUUAAAUCAGGCCGAUGAAUGUUACAAUCGUACCGAAGAGCGAUCCCGACUGCUGCAGUGUGCCGAGUUUCUUUCGAAGGAACGGAAAAUUUUCGUUUCUAGCACCGACAACAAUGGCAACACUGCCCUUCAUAAUGCGAUGAGGUUUGGUUUUCAUCACAUUGCACUGGAACUGAUCAAGAAGAAACACAUUUACCUAGGGGUCCGAAACAAGGACGGCCUAACGCCGCUGAGCUGUGCCCGGUAUGGGUUUUGGAAGCAGUACUUCGAUCAGUGCAUAUCGAUUGACAAGAAACGAUCGAAUUUCGAUCGGAAUGAGAUUAGAUUCAAUCUGCAUGGGUUCAAUCCGUACAUUCUGAAGAAACGAAAAGUGAGCCCCUCGAAAGACGAGGCGGAACCGACGAACCGGUCUCCUACUGAAAGCGUCAUUGUUCGAAAAGCAAUGGCAUUAGACUUUUUCCAGACGGAAAUUGAUCCUGUCAAGAUUAUAGCAAAAUCAGAAGACUUGAAACGUCUGCUGCUUCAUCCCGUAGUUUACACAUUUAUCCAAAUCAAAUGGCUAAGUAUGACGAAGUGGAGCUACAUCAAUCUGGUCUGCACACUGGCAACAGUUUCCUUCUUCAGUUGGAAUUCGAUAGAUGUCUGCGAUGGUGACGACGGUGCUUCAAUGAUGCCAACCGUACUUUCCCUGAUUGGUGCAAUCUAUCUGAUCUGCCGAGAGGCGAUUCAAUUUAUGUUCCUGAGACAAAAGUACUUUUACUCGCUGGAAAACUACAUGGAUGCUGCCAUCGUAAUCACCAUGCUGUGGGUUCUGUUCCGGGGUUGCAACUCGAUUCUGUCCUCCCUAACCGUCAUUGCGUUCGCUAUGCAGCUAACCAUCAUCAUCGGAUCACUUCCGUUCGGCAAGUUCUCCACCUACAUGUACAUGUUGAAAACCGUCUCGAUUAACUUCGUGAUAAGUUUUGUGUUCUUCAUGCCCCUGCUAAGUGCCUUCGCCCUUAGUUUCUUCAUGGUCUACAACGAUCGAACAAUGGAAGCAACCGAGCGCGAACCGGAAAACAACGCCUUCAAUCAAUUCUCUACCUUUUCCAGUGCUGCCCUCAAGACCUUAGUUAUGACGACCGGCGAGUUCGAAGCAGCGGAAGUUGACUUCAGCGGCGGGAAGAUCGUCCUGUUCGUUUUGUUCGUAUUUUUCGCUCCGAUCGUAAUCCUGAACCUGAUCAACGGCCUCGCGGUCAGUGACAUCACUGCGAUCAUGCAAAAAUCCGAACUGAUCAGCAUUAGCCGAAAGGUAUUUAUUCUAGACCGCUACGAGCGUGGACUUCGAAAUAUUCCAUUUGAAAGCAUUCGGCGGUUUUUCUCAAUUCCGUUCUUCGAUAAGCACUCCUACCUUGUUGUGGUGAAACGCAACGAGUCCCAGAAGGUUCUGGUGGAAGAUAUUAAUAAGAUACCAACUGUUCAGCCGGAACCAGAGAUGAUCCCGGUGCAACAGACCGACAACUCUCCGGCAAACGAUCAGCAAAACCCGCGUGGACGCAAGGCCGAUCCGAAGGCCAACUGGAAAGUAGUUCCGAAAAUACCCGGAGCUUGGUUUGUUCGAGGAUCGGAAGGGUGUACUGUGAAUUUGAUGUUACUGAAAUUUCAUUUAUUCUUGACUCUUGAAAACCAGAUUGUUGACCUUGCACGGCAAAUCGCUGAACAAAGCAUAAUCAUGAAAGAAACUCACCACAGUGGACGACUCGAAGGUUCUUACGCCGAUACGGUCCAGCACCGAACAACGCUGCAAUCGUCCCCAUCGGAGAACUUGAUUGCGAUACACUGGCGAAACUAGAUUUGAGUAAUGUAAGAAAUAUUACCGGCAACGUUGCCGUGAGUGCUCUGUCACAUUCAGCUCGGUGCACACUCAGCUUCUCUCACCUGUCACCUAGCACAGCUUACACGCUAACACAAUCAUACUCAAACUCGCUGUGUCUAUCACAUGACACGUGACGAUACUGGUGCUGCACCGUCAGAAGUUACUAUC